Messenger RNA from Prunus dulcis (almond), 1267 nucleotides. RefSeq names its product axoneme-associated protein mst101(2). NCBI's taxonomy places the organism in Eukaryota, Viridiplantae, Streptophyta, Magnoliopsida, Rosales, Rosaceae. The transcript has a single exon. The record is from RefSeq and is a predicted model, not a curated record. Bases 74 to 1015 code for a protein of 313 amino acids.
CCGCCCUAAAUUGAAAACCCUAAGAUAAAAACCCUCCCAUUCUCCCUAAAACCCUAGAAACGCUCAAUCAACCAUGACGGUCUCAGGGACCGUCCUCUCCACAAAGCCAAUCUCUCUCUCCAAAGCGACCUCGACUUUGUCCUCCUUCGUCUCCAGCGACACCGGCGCGUCGCAAGAGUUCAGCGUGUACCUCCAACGCGCCUUGGCAUCGUUCAAGGAGCUGAAGCAGCUCCAUAAGGAGCUCAAAGCGCCGAGGUCCCAACGCAGGCGAUCGCGGCAUAGGUCGGAGGCUGAAAAUGACGACGCAGAGACCGUCGGAGAGAAUCCGACUCGGAGUGUUGUGGUGAGUCAGGAAGUGAGUCAUGGGCUCGAGUUAGAAACAAAGCCCAAGCCCAAAAGGCAGCGACAGGAGAGUAAUAGCAAUGGGAGGCUUGAGAAUGAAGAACCCAAUCGUCCGGUAGUGGAUGCUGUUGAGAGGAGGAAGGAGGACGAGAAGGAGAAGAAGGGUGAGUUUCUUAAUUUCAGGGAAGAUAGAGGUGCAAUUGCAGAGAGGGGAGGUGAGGGUGCUGAAAAGAGAGAGGCUUCUGAUCCAGUAGAGGUGCAUGACAAGAAGAAGAAAAAGAAGAGGGACAAUGUUAGUAAUUCUGAUGAAAAUGGGGAUCAUUUUGACAAGGGAUAUGGCGGGGGUAAAGUUGCAGAGGGGGUAGGGGAGGGCGUUGAAAGAAGAGAGGCAGCUGAUUCAGCAGAGAUGCAUAAUAAGAAAAAGAACAAAAAGAAGGGGGACACUGUUGGUAAUUCCGUGGCAGUAGAGAUGCAUGACAAGAAGAAGAAGAAAAAUAAGGAGGAUAAUGUUGGUAAUUCGGAUGAGAAUGCAGUGCAAAUUGAGAAGGGAGAUGGUGAGGCUAAGAUCAGAAACGAAGAGGUAAAGAAGGAAGAGGGAAAGAAGAGGAAGAGUGGGGUGUUAGAUGCUAUGGAGGAAAAUCUGGAUAAGAAAAAGAAGAGGAGGAAAAGUUGAGAAGAUAACCAAGUUUAAAUGGUUGUCAUUUUUGUUGGGUUUCAGUUUUCUGGAAUUUCGUCACAAUUUCAAUUCCAUAGAGGAUCCCUGCUGAGCAGGUUCAGGGAGGUUCAGGUUUUGAGGUUUCUAUGUAAUAUCAAUUAUUAAGAGGAUCUGUUGUUUGUUUCUGGUUAUAUUAUGGAUUGAAAUGAAAAUUUUGCCGCUGAUUAAUGUCAUCUCACUGUUAAUUUGUUAAUACAAGUAUUAUUUCAA